Paramisgurnus dabryanus is the source of this 2249-nucleotide messenger RNA. It is a transcript of the gene sult2st3, whose product is annotated as sulfotransferase family 2, cytosolic sulfotransferase 3. NCBI's taxonomy places the organism in Eukaryota, Metazoa, Chordata, Actinopteri, Cypriniformes, Cobitidae. Gene Ontology annotation, molecular function: sulfotransferase activity. The record is from RefSeq and is a predicted model, not a curated record.
CCUCCCCUUCCAUCCAAACGCGAGUGAAUUCACAGGGAACACCGAACAAAACUUCCUUGUUUUUCAAACUCUAAGGAUGGCCGAAACCGAGUUAUGUCUGCUGUACCACGGGCUGCUGCUGCCAAAGAUCACUCAUUCAAAGGAAAGCCUCGAGUACCUGCAGAAAAUAACGGUUAAAGAUGAUGAUGUCAUCGCCGUAACGUAUCCCAAAUCUGGUACAACAUGGAUGCAGGAAAUUCUUCCUCCUCUCCUGCAUGGAGGAGAUCUGACUACAGUGCAAACCAUCCCGAACUGGGACCGGGUGCCGUGGAUGGAGGAAACUCGAGCUUCCCUCGUCAUGGAUAAGCUCCACUCACCUCGGGCCAUGGUGUCUCACAUGCCUUACCAUCUGAUGCCUCCCACCUUCUUCAGCUCCAAGGCCAAGGUGAUCUAUGUUGCUCGCAAUCCCAAAGAUGUUUCAGUUUCAUCUUUCCACUUCCAUAAAAUGGCCACUUUUCUUGAUGACCCUGGAAGUUUUGAAGAAUUCAUUGACAAGUUUCUGGCUGGAAACGUGUUUUUUGGGAAGUGGACCGACCACGUGAAAAGUUGGAGAAACCCUGAUCUUGGAGAUAGAAUUCUCUACAUCACCUAUGAAGAAAUGAUUCAGGACCUACGUAGAGUCCUGGAGCGGAUUUUGAACUUCCUCGGUCGCCAGCUGAGUACAGAAGCCCUGGAUUGCGUGGUCAAUAACGGCAUGUUCAAAAAUAUGAAAACAAAUAACAUGUCAAACUACUCUCUUGUGCCCGAAGAUAUCAUGAACAGCAAAACGUCACCCUUCCUCAGAAAAGGUAUUGCUGGAGACUGGAAAAAUCACUUCAGCCCUGAACUUAAUGCCAAGUUCACAGCAGUAAUUCAAGAGGAACUGAAAGAAACUAACAUCCAAUUCCCGUGGGAUGAGGAAUGAGACAGAGUCUUUUUCCUGACAUCUUAGUGUACAAAACAAGCAGUAGUAGUGGGAUGGUGUUAUCGUUUAUACUUCAAUGUUGUUACUGUAUCAUAUCUAGUUCAAGUGUAAAGUUAAAUUCCCAUUCAUCAUCACGGUACAAAAGAAUUAUUACAGCAAUAACUUCUGCUCUCCUGAAGUUCUGUUGCUCUGAUGAGAUUGCCUAAGAUAAAGACAGCAGACAGUUGAGGGUCUGUUGAGGGUUUCUUGCAACAUAACAGUGAGCGUGUGGUUUUGGUUGUUUCCUCUUGUAAAUGUGGGAUUACAUGGUUGCCAGGUCUGCGUAACAAAACCAGCCAAGUUUCUCUAGCCCAAACACCCAAAACUUAAUAUAUGACACUUCCAUACAUGAAACGUUUAGUCACUGUAUGUAUUACGCACAAUUUCUGUUUCAUGUGGCAACAAGAAAUUGCGGAGAUGUGGCAACCCUGCUUACACUUCCUAGUUUUUCGGGAAAAGAUGGUCGAAAUAUGUACCCUAGCUGUCAUUGAGGCUGCAUAUCAGUACCUCAAAGAUAAAUAUUAAUAUAUCAAAUGUGUACAUAUCUGUACCUAAUGACACAUAUUAGGACUUUUUAAAGGAAAACACCACAGUUUUUUCAAUAUUUUGCUAUGUUCUUACCUCAAAUUAAUAUGAUAAUACAUAUCUUUGUUCAAUGCGUGCAUUUAAUCUUUGAACAACAAGUCGUGAAUGGAAGUGUUUGGUGGCUUCUAAAUUCAUCCCUGUUUGGAUCCUAAGGAAUGAAUGUGUGCUAGGCUAAAUGCUAACGCAUUCACGACAGGCUUUGCAAAGAUGAAGUGCACGCAUUGAAUUAGGAUAGGUAUUAAUUGAUUAGUCUAAAUUGAUGUAAAAAAUAGUAAAAGAUUGAAAAACGGUGGUGUUUUCCUUUAAAUAAUACUGUCCCAGUGACAGGUGGGGUACAUAUUUUACUGAAUAAAAAUUACAUUGAACUUUAAUGUAGAAAUGUACAGAAUAAGAGAUAAAAGAAUAACAUUUAAUCCUAUCAAAGUUUCCAAAUACGUCCUGACGGUUGUAACAAUUUAUUCAAUGUACAAAUAACAAAAGCUCAGUUUAAAGCAUAUCAAGCAAAGUGGGACAACCAUCCACACUUAUUCUGAAAUGGAUUAAGAAAUGCUCAAAACUGUGUGUAUCCUCUUAGUGUUUGUCAAUGUUUUCUUUUUCUCAUUAGAGACAAUGUUGAAACAAAUGUGAAGUCUCUAUUUAAUCGUAUGAUCUAUUAAAGAGCAACCUGUGAGUGAUCAAAGUC